Drosophila busckii is the source of this 711-nucleotide messenger RNA. Its product is annotated as SOSS complex subunit B homolog. Lineage: Eukaryota; Metazoa; Arthropoda; Insecta; Diptera; Drosophilidae. The coding region runs from base 27 to 551 and encodes 174 amino acids. Gene Ontology annotation, cellular component: SOSS complex. The transcript is spliced from 2 exons. The record is from RefSeq and is a predicted model, not a curated record. Gene Ontology annotation, molecular function: DNA binding. Gene Ontology annotation, biological process: response to ionizing radiation; mitotic cell cycle checkpoint signaling; double-strand break repair via homologous recombination.
AUAUUAAAUAUAUAGCUGUUAUUAUUAUGAUGUAUAACCAGGAUACCAUAGCUAUAAAAGAUAUCAAGCCGGGACAAAAGAACAUAAAUGUUUUAUUCAUUGUGCUGGAUGUCGGCAUUGCCACAGUAACCAAGGAGAACAGAGAGGUGCGAAAUUUCAAAGUCGGCGAUCAUACGGCAAGCAUUAAUGUUUCUAUUUGGGAUGAGCCAGGCAAACUGAUUGUGCCGGGCGACAUCAUAAGAUUAAACAAAGGCUAUGCAUCAAUAUGGCGACAUUGUCUUACACUAUACUCUGGCAAGAAUGGCGAGGUCUUUAAGGUGGGCGAAUACUGCAUGGUGUUCAACGAGGGACUGAAUAUGAGCGAGCCCAAACGCGUGGAGCCGCAAGCUCCUCCAGUGGGCAUGGUGCCGAUACAAGCACCGGCAGCUGCAGCGGCACCAGUAGCUGCCACGCCUGCUGUAACAGUGCCACCCACAAUUGUUAAACAAGGUGGGCGAGGUGGACGUGCGGGUGGUUUGCGAGCAGGCGGAUUAAAAGCAGACCGUCGUUAAUUGUAUUAGUUACUUUAGUUUUUUCUGGGUCGAAUAAUGCACUCAAGUAUGUGACAAUUUUUAUUGCAAAAUUAGGUUUGAGAAACAUUUAUGUUGCUUAACUCUGAGAAAAAUUUAAGAAAUAUAUAUUGUAAUUUUAUAAGACAAAACAACUAAAGCA